GUUUACAGCAAUUAAGCCGCCAUAUAGAUAACUGUGCGCACUGGUCGUCUGCCCAUUUUUAGAUAGCCUUCCCAGUGCUUCUGUACUCGAGAUUACGAUCACAAGCGUAAGACGUCAAGUUCACCGACAAAGAUAAGAAUCGCGACCCACACAAGUCACUGCCGCCCCUUCUUCGUUUCUCGUCGUACACAAAAGCAGCGGGAAUCUUGACUCGGAGCAUCACUCUUGAAUCGCCACUCAGCAGCAACAGUCUACAAACUCAACUUACGAAACUUCAGAUAGACAGCCUUCCAUACUGAAAAUGUCUAUGUUAACCAACAUGUUAGGCCUCAGCAGCAAUGUUCCGCAAUCAGCAACGGGAACAAACUUUUUAAGUUCGCUUUUACUCGCAGCCGUAGCCCGAGCGAGAGGCAAGGCAGUUACCGGACAAUCGCCACCCGAAAGCCCGUCGUCCGUCCUAGAAAGCUCGAUGUCAAGAACCGAAGCAGCAAAAGUACAAUCAGUUUUUUCAGCCAAGCUUGGACGGGCAAGAAGAAAAAAUUCCCUCUCUGUCGACUCCUCCACCCCCCAGAAAUUAACAGAAGAAACAAUGCCUGUGGUACACGACCGACUCCCCGAUCUCAGCCUUUGGAGCAAAAUUGACGAGGAAUUAAAAGAGCAAGAGAAAUCUUCCGCCAAUGGACUAUUGUCCUCAACCUCAGCAAGGAGUAAGAGAAACACCGGUAUGUCUGCCUACGACUACGAUACCCAAGAAACUACCAUGAGACGAAGAAUGUUGUAUUGUAAGAACGGAUUCAACCUUCAAAUUUUACGAAACGGAAGAAUAUCUGGUACCCAAGAAAGCCACAAUCAAUACGCCGUCCUUGAAUUUAUUUCUACUGGAAUCGGAAGUCUCACCAUCCGGGGUGUCGCAAGUGGUCUCUACCUGGCAAUGAACAGCAAAGGAAGAUUGUAUGCUUCGGAAACAUUCAAUCGCGAGUGCAUCUUCUACGAAACAGUAUUGGAAAACAACCAGAACACGUUCGAAUCAUUCGCCCACAGAAAUGGCUCAAAGAAAUGCUACAUCGCCCUUGGUCGUCAUGGAAGACCAAAGCAAGGAUGCAGACUACACCCAAACAACCGACACAGCCAAUUCUUGCCCAGGAACAUCGAUACUGAUAAAGUAAAAAACCUGUACUCUGGCCGACUCUACUGAGUACAGCUACGAAGGUGGAAACUGUACGGACACCUCGGCAACGCAUCGUAGGAUGAUUCGCCAAGAGGAAGAAGCACCCUAGCAUUACCUUUCCGACAAGGAAGCUAUACGUUUCAGUGUUACACAACUGCCCAGUAUUACGCACUAGUUUCACAGCAGACGAACGCGGUGAGAUCCCCAACUCCUGAGGACCCGCUCCAUCUCGAAGAUGAGCCCUUUAGACGCACACAGUAGAUACCGCACACACGACAUGCCAGCUUGAUGUUAAGCUACAUUUUGUUUCAGCACACGCCACGUUAGAUUCUGCACCCAAGUCGACGUCGCUCCCCGCCAAUUUUAUUUAUUGCUUUUAUAUUUAUCGCUCUACCGCCAUAUAGUGGCAGCUCGUAUAUUUUUGUUACUUUUAUUAAUUGUAGUUUCGCCCCGCUGCUUCAAAAUCGCACCCCUAGCGUUUUAUUUUAGUUGUUUACCAUUUGUUCGUUUAUAAGAUUUCUACCCAGCUAUUUUGCAUCCGCCAUUUUAUGCAGUGACUUAAUAAAGCAAUUGAGAAUCGAGA
This is a messenger RNA of Ciona intestinalis (vase tunicate), 1751 nucleotides long. The record is from RefSeq. Lineage: Eukaryota; Metazoa; Chordata; Ascidiacea; Phlebobranchia; Cionidae.